GGGUGGAGAGGGGUGAUAGCGGUAUAAAGGGGAGGGUAGUGUUGUGUUCUGUGUCUUGUGUCUACUGUUUGUGGGUAAGUGUGUCUGUUUAGUGUUCAGCCAUGAGCGAAUGGCGGUGCGGGCUCGAUGGACCUGUUGGUCUGCUCUCGCACCUACUUUCUAUGUUUCUAUGUUUCUAUGUUCAGCAAGCGACGCCACACGGACGUCCAGUUCUACACGGAGGUCGGGGAGAUCACCACCGACCUGGGCAAACACCAACACAUGCACGACCGCGAUGACCUGUACGGGCAGGGGUCACCGGGGGGUGAAGGGUCCCUGGGAUCAGUGCUGGAGCAGGAGAUGAGGCACAAGCUGAAGACGGCGUUUAAAAACUUCAUCGAGAAGAUGGAGGCUCUGACCAAGGAGGAGCUGGAGUUCGAGGUGCCCUUCUGGGACCUGGGAUUUAACGGCGCCCCAUACAGGAGCACGUGUAUGUUGCAGCCCACCAGCAGCUCCCUGGUCAACGUGACUGAGUGGCCCCCCUUUGUGGUGACGCUGGAUGAGGUGGAGCUGGUCCACUUUGAGUGCGUGCAGUUCCACUUGAAGAACUUUGACAUGGUGAUCGUGUACAAGGAUUACAGCAAGAAGGUCACCAUGAUCAACGCCAUCCCCGUCGCAUCCCUCGACCCCAUCAAGGAAUGGCUCAAGUUUUUCUACCAGUUUUUGCUGGCAAACGAGCAUCAGGUAGCGAAGGAGAUCUGGGAUGAGUACGUGGACUCCGUCAGCAAGAUCUACCUGUCCUAAUUCAAGUCCUACAGCAGCCGGCUGAUGAAAGUGCAGUAUGAAGAGGUCGCUGACAAGGAUGAUCUGAUGGGAGUGGAUAACACGGCCAAGAAAGAUAUCCUUUAAGGCCACAAGGAAUAGGAGUAGAAUGAGGCCAGUUGGCCCAUCAAGUUGAUUCCGCCAUUCAAUCAUGGCUGAUUUAACUCUCCCUCCUAAACCCAUUCUCCUGCUUUUACCACAUAACAUCUGACACCCGUACUAAUCAAGAAUCUAUCUAUCACUGCCUUAAAAAACAUCCACUGACUUGGCCUCCACAGCCUUCUGUGGCAAAGAAUUCCACAGAUUCAUCACCCUCUGACUAAAGAAAUUUCUCCUCAUCUCUUUCCUAAAAGAACGUCCUUUAUUUCUGAGGCUGUAACCUCUGGUCCUAGAUUCUCCCACUAGUGGAAACAUCCUCUCCACAUCUACUAUAUCCAAGCCUUUGACUAUUCUGUAUGUUUCAGUGAGGUCCCCCCUCAUUGUUCUAAACUCCAGCGAGUACAGGCCCAGUGCGGACAAAUGCUUUGCCAGUGCUGACUGUGUAUCCUAACACUGUGCUGCUAACGACGGCCAACUAAACCCUGGUGAACUUCGGUAGUCACUGCACGGGUAUUCCCCUGGUUAAGCAUCACCAUUUAACCUUGACUGGAAUAACUCAGCGGGACAGGCAGCAUCUCUGGAGAGAAGGGAUGGGCGACAUUUCGGGUUGAGACCCUUCUUCAGAAGAAGGAGUCUGUAGAAGGGUCUCGACCCGAAACGCCACCAUUCCUUCUCUCCAGAGAUGCUGCCUGUCCUGCUGAGUUACUCCAGCAUGUUGUGUCGAUCUUCGGUUUGAACCGGAAUCUGCAGUUCCUUCCUACACAGUUGACUCACCGCUCAA
This is a messenger RNA of Leucoraja erinaceus (little skate), 1681 nucleotides long. RefSeq names its product FACT complex subunit SPT16-like. The coding region runs from base 127 to 783 and encodes 218 amino acids. Gene Ontology annotation, molecular function: nucleosome binding. The record is from RefSeq and is a predicted model, not a curated record. The transcript has 6 exons. Gene Ontology annotation, cellular component: FACT complex. Gene Ontology annotation, biological process: positive regulation of transcription elongation by RNA polymerase II; transcription elongation by RNA polymerase II. Lineage: Eukaryota; Metazoa; Chordata; Chondrichthyes; Rajiformes; Rajidae.